AUGGCCACCAGGGAUUUGGCCAUAGGAAUGAUCUUUUCAUUACAAACUCUAGCUGGAAUACUGGGGAAUUUCUCUGUUCUUUACUUUUAUCUCUUCCUUUACCUGACAGGAAGCAAGUUUAGGUCCACAGACUUGAUUCUCAAAAAUCUGAUUGUAGGUAACCUCUUAGUUAUUUUUUCUAAAGGAGUCCCCCAGACAAUGGCAGGUUUUGGGUUAAAAGAUUUCCUCAAUGAUUUUGGAUGCAAACUUGUUUUCUAUGUUCACAGAGUGAGCAGGGAUGUGUCCAUUAGCACCACCUGCCUCUUGAGUGUCUUCCAGGCCAUCACGAUCAGCCCCUUGAACUCCAGGUGGGCAGAGCUUAAAGUGAAAGCCCCUAAGUACAUAGGAACCUCCAAUAUCCUCUGCUGGAUCUUGAAUAUGAUGCUAAAUAUUAUACUCCCUCUGCAUAUGACUGAUAAAAGGAACAAAGCAAACUUCACACAGAAAGCAGACUACGGCUACUGUUAUGCAAUACUUACUGGCAACAUGAAAGUCUAUGUAGCAUUUAUAUUAUGUCGUGAUUGUUUCUGUUCAGUGCUGAUGGUCUGGGCCAGUGGCUUCAUGGUUUUCAUCCUGUGCAGACACAAGCAGCAGGUUCAAUACAUGCAUAGAAAAAAUCUGUCUCCCAGAUCAUCUCCUGAGUCCACAGCUGUGCAAAGCAUCCUUGUCCUUGUUUGCACCUUUGUAUCUUUGUGGACUCUCUCCUCUAUCUUCCUCAUUUGUUUGGCAGUUUUUAACAAUGCCAGUUUCUGGCUGAGGAACACUUCUACGCUAAUAACUGCAUGUUUCCCAACUGUCAGCCCCUACCUUCUCCUGAGUCACGACUCCAGAGUAUCUCGAGUCUGCUUUGCUUGGAAUGGAAUACAAAAUCCCCUAAACUUUUCAUAA
Diceros bicornis minor is the source of this 927-nucleotide messenger RNA. RefSeq names its product vomeronasal type-1 receptor 4-like. Gene Ontology annotation, molecular function: pheromone receptor activity. The coding region runs from base 1 to 927 and encodes 308 amino acids. Gene Ontology annotation, biological process: G protein-coupled receptor signaling pathway. The transcript has a single exon. The record is from RefSeq and is a predicted model, not a curated record. Gene Ontology annotation, cellular component: membrane. Lineage: Eukaryota; Metazoa; Chordata; Mammalia; Perissodactyla; Rhinocerotidae.